AUGGUGGGCAAAGACUGCGUUGCCAUCGCCUGCGACCUGCGCCUCGGUCUGCAAGCGUUGACCGUCUCGAACAACUUCCCCAAGAUCUUCAGCUACGGACCGGCCGUGUACCUGGGCCUGACGGGUCUAGCUACGGACGUCCAGACCGUCAGCGACACUUUCCGAUAUAAAGUCAACAUGUACCGACUGCGCGAGGAGCGGAACAUUUCACCCCAGACCCUUGCCAACCUGGUCUCGAGCAGUCUGUACGAGAAGCGGUUUGGCCCAUGGUUUGUCAGCCCUGUCCUUGCUGGCAUCAAUCAUACCACGGGGAAGCCGUAUAUCUGCGGGUUCGACAGCAUAGGCUGCAUUGAUUUUGCAAAGGAUUUCAUUGUGGCGGGUACAGCGAGCGAGCAAUUAUUUGGAACCUGUGAAGGUCUAUGGGAGCCGGAUCUGUCACCGGAAGAUCUCUUCGAAACCAUCUCCCAGGCUCUCCUCAACGCCGUUGACCGAGACGCUCUGUCCGGUUGGGGCGCACACGUCUAUAUCAUCGAGAAAGACAAGGUCACAAAGCGGUUACUGAAGGGCCGACAGGAUUAG
Capronia epimyces CBS 606.96 is the source of this 579-nucleotide messenger RNA. RefSeq names its product proteasome component PUP3. Lineage: Eukaryota; Fungi; Ascomycota; Eurotiomycetes; Chaetothyriales; Herpotrichiellaceae. Bases 1 to 579 code for a protein of 192 amino acids. Gene Ontology annotation, biological process: proteasome-mediated ubiquitin-dependent protein catabolic process. Gene Ontology annotation, cellular component: proteasome core complex; proteasome core complex, beta-subunit complex. The record is from RefSeq and is a predicted model, not a curated record. The transcript has 2 exons.